UUUGGGCCGCCAUCUUCAAUUGCGAACCCGAUUUCUCAGAGGGGGAGAGCCCGCGGCGCCGGUGGUGGUUAGGCGUCGCCCUCCGAUGGAUACCAUGGCAAGCCCAGAAAAAGAUAAUUACAGAAUGAAAAGUUAUAAAAACAAUGCCCUCAAUCCCCAAGAAAUGCGGAGACGAAGAGAAGAGGAAGGCAUUCAGCUUCGGAAACAAAAAAGGGAGGAACAAUUAUUUAAACGUAGAAAUGUUUCUUUGCUGGCAAGUGAAGAGUCAAUGCAAGAGAGCCCAAUCCAGGAUCCUGAUGUGAGCUCUACUGUACCAGUUCCUGAGGAAGAUGUGAUUACACGUGACAUGGUGCAAAUGGUUUUCUCAGAUGAUGCUAGUCAACAACUUGCAGCAACCCAGAAGUUCAGAAAAUUACUUUCUAAAGAACCUAAUCCUCCAAUUGAUGAAGUUAUUCAAAAACCAGGAAUUGUGGAGAGAUUUGUCAAAUUUCUAGAAAAAAAUGAUAACUGCACCCUUCAAUUUGAAGCAGCAUGGGCUCUUACAAAUAUAGCAUCUGGAACAUUCCUGCAUACCAAAGUAGUAAUUGAGACUGGAGCAGUCCCAAUUUUUAUUAAACUGUUAAAUUCUGAACAUGAAGAUGUCCAGGAGCAGGCAGUGUGGGCUCUUGGUAAUAUUGCUGGAGACAAUGCAGAAUGUAGAGAUUAUGUGUUAAGCUGUGGAAUACUUCCCCCACUCUUACAACUCCUAACACAUUCUAACAGGCUCACAACUACCAGAAAUGCAGUCUGGGCACUUUCAAACCUCUGUAGAGGCAAAAAUCCACCUCCAGAUUUUAGUAAGGUUCGCCCUUGCUUAGGUGUUCUAUCAAGACUGUUGUUUAGCAGUGACUCGGAUGUAUUAGCAGAUGCUUGCUGGGCCCUCUCUUACCUUUCAGAUGGACCGAAUGAUAAAAUACAAGCAGUUAUUGAUUCUGGGGUCUGCAGAAGAUUAGUAGAACUUCUGAUGCACAAUGACUACAAGGUUGUGUCUCCUGCAUUAAGAGCAGUGGGAAAUAUUGUGACUGGUGAUGAUAUUCAAACACAGGUAAUUCUAAAUUGCUCUGCAUUACCCUGUCUCUUACAUUUGCUGAGUAGUCCCAAGGAAUCUAUUCGAAAAGAAGCAUGCUGGACAGUAUCUAACAUCACUGCAGGAAACAGAGCACAGAUUCAGGCUGUUAUAGAUGCAAAUAUAUUUCCAGUAUUGAUUGAAAUUCUUCAGAAAGCUGAAUUUCGUACUAUAAAGGAAGCAGCAUGGGCCAUCACUAAUGCAACGUCAGGAGGGACUCCUCAACAGAUUAGUUACUUAGUGGCAUUAGGUUGUACCAAGCCUCUAUGUGAUCUUCUGACUGUGAUGGACUCUAAAAUAGUCCAGGUAGCUUUGAAUGGACUUGAAAACAUAUUGCGACAUGGAGAACAAGAAUCAAAGCAAAAUGGAAUUGGUGUCAAUCCUUACUGUGCCCGUAUAGAGGAAGCAUAUGGACUGGAUAAAAUUGAAAUUCUUCAAAGUCAUGAAAACCAAGAAAUCUACCAAAAAGCUUUUGAUCUUAUUGAACAUUAUUUUGGUGUGGAAGAGGAAGAUGCAAACAUUGUGCCACGGGUGGAUGAAAAUGAGCAGCAAUUUGUGUUUCAGCAACAGGAAGCCCCAAUGGAAGGGUUCCAACUGUAAUCCUUCACACAAACAGAGGGCAGUAGCACUUUGUGGUGGCCUUCAUUGCUACCCAGAUUGGGAACGUUUUGCUGAAGGAGAUACAGGAGCAACUCAUGCGCUCACAUGUGUCCAUUCUUUUUCUGUUGUGUAUUUCCAUUGUCUUGUUUCUAGAAAUACCAACUAUUCACAAGUUAAAACAUAAUAUUACAAAGCUUGAAUUCUCACCUCAGAGCAGACAGCAGAUACUGAGUUUUCAAGCAGUUGCUAAAAUUGCACCAUUAUCAAUAAGCAGCUGUGAUAUUUUGGAUUUUGGCAGUAGGGUUGAUAAGCCCAAGCUACACUAAAAUCUACCUCUAUACAUUGGAGCAAAAAAGAUGUUUCAGAACUACAGACAUAAGCUCCUAGUAAAUGCUAAACUUAGAAUGUGAAGAUUAUUUAUUUAAAUAGUGAAAAUAUAGUUUUACACAUGAUACUUUGCGAUAAACUGGUGAAAUAUAUUUAAAAGCAUAACACUUCUAGGGGCACAUUGCUGGUUACAUAACAUAACAGUAAAUAUUAUGUCAAAAAUACAAUAUUUCUGCUGUGUGAAUAGAGGUAGCCAGUUUCAAUUUGUAGGCUUUGUUCCUAGUUAUGUAAAGGAAGUUCCUUCUUCAUCCUUUUAAUUUCUGUGGAAUUGCAAAAGUUGCCAGUGCUAGAACUAACUACUGCAGUCAAUUUUUUUAUAAUGGCAGGUUAAUGACAUUUUAUUGCCAUGUUGUGGAAAGCUUUAUCUGCUGAUACUUGUCCAUUAAAUUGCUGGAGCUUUUUAUCUAGCUAGUCGGAACUUUGAUUAUCAAUUAGAAAAGUAUGUUUAUAUUGUAAUGAUUAUUGGAUUAUUGUAAGGGAACUUUCUACAAUUGCAUACUAGGAAUUCUGAAAUGAAAUAUCCAUGUUUAACUUAAAAGCUACUGAAGUGUGUGAGACUGCAAUAUACCCUUUUUAGAGAACAAAAUUAGAUUAUUUAUUUACACAGUGUAUUAUGGUUGCCCAAAUAUAUGAAUACAUUAUAAAACCCCUUUUUUAAAGGUUUGACAAUUUUUUCUAACUUAUUUUAAACAGACCACCAAAAGCAUAUUUUGUAACAGAUCAUUAGUAGUACUGGGAAAAAUCAUUUUCCAACUAAUUGAAGGAAAACACUUGACUAUACAAUUAUUUCUGGCAACAUAUGUAAAAUAAGUUUAUAUAAUGCCAGUCAAUUUUAUUUUAAACUAGGAUGAACACUUGAGGCCAUUUGUUUUAGAAUUUGAAUAUAUGAAUUGUGGGAGAGAUAGCACAGUUAAAGUACUCUGAUUAAUUUUGCUUAUCAGAAAUGUCUUGAUCUGUGUAACACUUUUAAAAAGUUAUGUAUAAUACCUACAAGUGAUUGCCUUUUUAAAAUACUGUGUAAAUUUCAAAUUAGCGUACUCAAAUUUUCAAAAAGUUCAUUGAAUUCAUGAACACAUAUUUGAGUUAAAAUACUGAUCUUUCUAUCACAUAUUCAAGUUCUGUAAGAAUGAUCUGCCAAAGAUAUGCCAAGGAAAAUAAGUCAAUUUGCCAUGCACCUUACAUCAUUGUUACAGACACCCCCUUGUUUCAGUGCCAGAUCAAUAUUAUGAGGUAUUUCUGAAUUAAGCUGUUAGAUUACUUAGCAGUUUUCAUGUGGGUCAGGAAUUAAAGGCUGGAGUGUUCAAGCAGAAUUCAGCUGCUUCCUGUGUUAACUCUGCUGUCAUGGCCUCUGGAGAUAGUUCUACAGUUUCCAUUGUAGUAGCUGACAUACAUAUUUCUGCUACAUAGAAGAUUCACUGCAACAUGGCCCAUAGCCUUCACAAAGGUAGUAUAACAACAACAUUUACUUACAAAGAAUGGUGGAAUUGAUGUUUGUGGAAAUUAUAAGCGUAUUAGUUAAAAAUAGAUAUGUAUGAAUAGGGGAUCAUAACUGAAGAAGCCGCCUCAUUUGGAUACUUGCUGGAAAUCCAGUAUAAGAUACAGGGAGUCUGCAUAAAUCUGCAGCUAGGAAUCCCAUACCUGUCAGUGGAUAAUGGGAUAAUAUUUUGAAAUUUGGGUGUUUGGGAUGUUUUAUAACAAUUUAUUCAUUCCAAGUACAGUGUAACUAAUUGGUCAAUUGAAACUGCAUUUAUCAGAAUUACUCUAGAAUGUAAAAAAAAAAAAAAGGUGACAGGGUGUGCCAUAGUUUUGUUGCAUUACAAAAAUUACCAGUUGUGCCUGCUCUUAAUUUCAGAAUGAAUGAAUAAAUGCUAUCUGAACAAAAUGUAGGAUUACAUAUGAAACUUAGAAGAAACCUUAAUCUCAAAUGUAAAUUAACUGUUUCAAAAGGAUGAUUUUAUCUUGUAUAGAUCAUGAGUAUGAUAGUUUCUGUAUAUUGCUAAAGACAUAAUUUUGACAUUAAUUUUGAAUACUUAAAUGUCCAUCAAAUUCUUUUACAAAUGAGACUAAAAAAACAUUGCAUGAUUUAGAAAGAGAUUGCAGGAAUCAGCCCUUUAAUAGAACAGAUAUGAAUGACAUCUGCAGGCUAUGUAGGAUUACAGAAAAAGGUAGUCCUAAAUUGUACAUCUUUGAAAAGUUUAAAAAAAAAUUAAGAUUUAGGAAUUCCUUCCUAAUUCAGACUGACAGAUUCUCAUGUAAUGGCCUGAAUUUAACAUGAUGUUAAACUAUGCAACUAGGUCAAGUAUGUAUUUCAGAUACAAAAUAUAAUGUGCUUUUACUCAAGCAGGUUUACAUUUAGAAGAUAGAUGGAUUAUGGUUUUAAAGCAAAGUACAAUUACUUUUACAUAUUAUUUAAGUUGGAUUUAUUUGCUUGCGACUUCAUUUACAUUUUGUUAUAUUAACUAAAAUGUAUUUAGAAACUGCUAAAAGAAUUGAGAUCUAUAAAAAGACACUAUACAUUUUUUAUUGUUUCAAAUGAUCAUCUGUAAUUUAUUGCAUCAUUGACACAAACUAGAGGCUCUGGACAAAUCUACAAAUAUGAACAGUAUGCAAUAUUAGAGAGUGUUACUACUCAAAACUACAAUGCAAAAUUAAUAAAGGUAUUUUACAUGAUAA
Molecule: messenger RNA, 4765 nt
Organism: Candoia aspera
Lineage: Eukaryota; Metazoa; Chordata; Lepidosauria; Squamata; Candoiidae
Gene: KPNA5
Product: karyopherin subunit alpha 5
Exons: 14
Coding region: 86-1705 (539 amino acids)
Biological process (GO): NLS-bearing protein import into nucleus
Cellular component (GO): nucleoplasm; cytoplasm; nucleus
Molecular function (GO): nuclear import signal receptor activity; protein binding
Source: RefSeq, a predicted model, not a curated record